UUGUUCUCACACGUGGAUGUGAACUGAACCAAAGAGGAGCUUUGAUUGCAAUGGAUUUCAUCUACUCCCUCCCACCAUGGAUUGCCAAGAAAAUGAAUAUUGGGACCAAUGGGGACGGUGUGUCACUUGCCAACUGUGUGGCCCUGGACAAGAGCUCUCCAAGGAUUGUGGUUAUGGAGAGGGUGGAGAUGCAUACUGCACAGCCUGCCCUCCACGCAGAUACAAAAGUAGCUGGGGCCAUCAUAGAUGUCAUAUUUGCAUCACCUGUGCUGUCAUCAAUCGUGUCCAAAAGGACAAUUGCACAGCUACCUCUAAUGCUGUCUGUGGGGACUGUCUUCCAAGGUUCUACCAAAAGACACGCAUUGGAGGCCUGCAGGACCGAGAGUGCAUCCCAUGCACGAAGCACACCCCCACCUCUGAGGUUCAAUGUGCCUUCCGGUUGAGCUUAGUGAAGGCAGAUGUACCCACAGUGCCCCCUCAGGAGGCCACACUUGUACUGGUGAGCAGUGUGCUCAUGGUGUUUACUCUGGCAGUCCUGGGGCUCUUCUUCCUCUACUUCAAGCAGUUCUUCAACAGACAUCGCCAGAAUGGAGGUUCGCUGCAGUUUGAGGCUGACGAGGCAGCAGAGGAGGAAUCUCUCUUCCCUAUGCCACCUAAACAAGAGACCAAUCCUGAGUCUCCACUAAGUGAAAGCAUCUUUGAGACCCAGCCACUUAACCCCAUCCUGGAUGAUGACCGCAGCUCAACUCGUGGCUUCCCCACCCAGGAAUCUUUUACCAUGGCCUCCUGCGCCUCAGAAAGACACUCCCACUGGGUCCACACUCCCAUCGAAUGCACAGAGCUGGACCUGCAAAAGUUUUCCAGCUCUGUCUCCUAUACUGGAGCUGAGACCUUGGCAAGGGGACACAGCUGAAAGCUCUGGAGAGAGGCUGGAACUCGAUGUGCCUCUUGAAGUUCCCAGCCCUUAA
Molecule: messenger RNA, 968 nt
Organism: Myotis davidii
Lineage: Eukaryota; Metazoa; Chordata; Mammalia; Chiroptera; Vespertilionidae
Gene: EDA2R
Product: ectodysplasin A2 receptor
Exons: 6
Coding region: 77-913 (278 amino acids)
Biological process (GO): positive regulation of canonical NF-kappaB signal transduction; tumor necrosis factor-mediated signaling pathway; positive regulation of JNK cascade
Cellular component (GO): plasma membrane
Molecular function (GO): protein binding; tumor necrosis factor receptor activity
Source: RefSeq, a predicted model, not a curated record